CAUCAACACAGUUAGUCAUACAUGAUGUAGAAAUCGAAGGUGGUGGGCUUGAUUUCGAUGACAAAGAGUAUUUUCCGCAAUGAGUCUAGUGAAAAACAAAGAGUAUUUUCCAUAAUAAGUCUAGUGAAAAACAAGUUGAGAAAUAGUAUGGGUGAUGAGCUCUUGAACCAUUGCUUAGUGACAUUUAUCGAGCGAUGGGUGUUCAUCUAGUUUAGGUGGUUUCUCUAGUUUCCCCCUUUAUAGCUUGAUUGGCGCAUUUCAUAAAUUGUAGAAAUACAACACGAUUAGAUCUUAUUAGUCGCUAGCCAACCCGUGAUUCUUCAAUCGUCGACCGACCCAUUCUAUACUUACUGCUUUCGUAUGAGAUACUUUUCAGAUUUUUGUUUUGGAGCAAUUGCACCUAGUUUUUGGCCCAGGGCUUGCUCAUAUCCUGGCUCCGCACACCUGGUGUACAGUCCUAUAGCUUUGGAAAUGCAUCCUCAUCUGACCCUACACAGGCAUCCUAUGUGUGCCGAGAUUAUUGAAGAAUUCCAAAAGUGCCAUGUGGAUCACCCAUUAAAAAAAUUCUUUGGGGAAUGCACAGAUCUUAAGAUUAAGCUAGAUCGAUGCUUUCGGCAGGAGAAAGCUGUGAAGCGGAAGGCAAACUUUGAAGAGAGCAAGAAAUUUAAAGAACAAUUGCAGGCUUAUAAAAAGGAAAUGGCUGAGAAAGACAAUGAAUCAUAACUUGCCACAGAGGACAAGGGCCUGAUUUCUAAUGCUUUGUUCUGCAACCAAGUGGCUUCCACUUUGCCAAACGAAAUUUGAGAUUUUACCUUAAAUCUUGUGUAGCACACAUAUUUACUGUUUAAAUGUUACAGUUGGUGAAGUAUAGUUUAUGGACUUGAAUUGGCUUUUUUAGAAGUUUGAAUCAUCUCGUGUGGUUAUGUUACUUAUGCCUUGUCCAUUUUCAGUAGCAUUGGAAGCUCUGCUGGAUAUUUGGACAACAAUUGUUGCUCUAUGUUGGUGUUGUACUGUGAGGAUUUUUUGUUGGAAACCCUAAUAAAUUGAAACAAUUUCAAGUAAA
This is a messenger RNA of Lolium rigidum, 1063 nucleotides long. RefSeq names its product COX assembly mitochondrial protein 2 homolog. The record is from RefSeq and is a predicted model, not a curated record. Gene Ontology annotation, cellular component: mitochondrion. Bases 361 to 723 code for a protein of 120 amino acids. The transcript has 4 exons. NCBI's taxonomy places the organism in Eukaryota, Viridiplantae, Streptophyta, Magnoliopsida, Poales, Poaceae.